This is a messenger RNA of Cuscuta epithymum, 748 nucleotides long. Lineage: Eukaryota; Viridiplantae; Streptophyta; Magnoliopsida; Solanales; Convolvulaceae. The record is from the annotation of a GenBank genome assembly.
AAAAGCUCCACAUAAACAAAGAUGUAGUGUGGGGAGGGAGGGAGAAUGACCAACAAAUUAUCAAUAAAUAAAAUUGUUGGAUACUCCCUAACUAUUAUUCUUACUCUGUCCUGCCCAUCUUCACCUCAUCAUAUCUUCUCACUUCACUUUUUUCUGUAUAUACAUAACCAAGCGCCCGAGUUCAAUUAACAUGCUCGCCUUUCUCCGGUUGACAAUUUUACCAUCCCGAUCACCGCCUCUUUGCACGGCGCCGAAGGCUUGCUCCAUCAAAUCAUCCCGGAUUUGCGCGGCGGCUAUGGACAUGAGUAAGAACAAAUCCAAUGAAACCGAUAAACCGGAGGCGACUGCUCCGCCGCCACGAUCGAAACUCGGGGACGCGAUGUUGUCAUUUGGGGAAGGAUAUGCCACAAGAUCAGAAGAGGAAGGGUUUGGAGGAAUCUAUGGAGGAAAUACCACCCUCCAUGAUGAUGACCAAAUGCAUCAUACAAGGAUAGAAUAUGAUGAUGAAGAUGAUAAGCAAGGAAGUGAAGUCAAAGAGAAGGAAAGAGCCCGCAACCAAACCCAUGCAGCAAGUCACCACCAUCCUUCCUAGGCUACGUACAGAACACACAAAUUAUAUUAAUUAUUAGUUCAACUUUUGUUUGUCCUCCACUUUUCUGUCUCAUAGUUUUACUCCCAAAUAAUGAAAUAAUGAUGUCUAGCUGUUGUAAUAAAAUCGUGUAUGAUAUCCUUCUUUUGGGUUAUGUUA